Molecule: messenger RNA, 2862 nt
Organism: Dendronephthya gigantea
Lineage: Eukaryota; Metazoa; Cnidaria; Anthozoa; Malacalcyonacea; Nephtheidae
Product: paternally-expressed gene 3 protein-like
Exons: 8
Coding region: 173-2773 (866 amino acids)
Molecular function (GO): protein binding
Source: RefSeq, a predicted model, not a curated record
CUAGGCUUGUAUCUACCCGUUUCGAAAACGUGGAAACCUCUUUGAUUUCUACUUUUCAGACAAUAGAGGAGGCUUUUCUUCGGCUGCCUUUACGAACGGACGGAAAAUAACGUUUGGAAAAACAGUUUUAUCGCGAAAUUCCGGACAAAAUCACUGGAUUUUAUCCUCCAAAAUGAAUAAUUUUACCUGCUUGUUCAUUCUCACUAUUCUUUCCCUAUCACAAGGAUUUCCACGACCAUCUUUGGACAAAGCCAACAGACGGCAAGGGGUGCACUAUGGUUACCCCGAGAGUUCCUCAGAACCCUAUACAUCCACACAAGCCACUUCCUAUAGCGAGAAUCCAUCAUACGCGACGACGUGGUCUAAGCCAGCGGAGUCCACUACGUCAAAUCCUGCCUCUCAGGAGUCAAUAGCGAGCUAUCAGAACCCAGCUGCUGAUCAAAACUCGCCUGCUCGCGAGACAACAACAGCCUCUCCCUAUGCAGCACAAACUGCAGACCGACCCACAGAAACACCACAGGAUCAGAGUAAACAAACUCAGACCCAGGCUGAUCAAAACACAAGUCAGAAACCGACAACACAAUCACCUUAUGCAAGUCAAACAGCUGACCGUCAAGCAGAAACAGCCCAGGCUCAAAAUACACAAGCUCAGACUCAGAGCGGUCAAACGUCUGCUCAGCAGGCCGCGACGGACACUAGUACUCAAGAUCAAAGUUCGCAAACGCAGGGUGAUCAAAGCUCGUCUCAGAAAGCGACAACUAGUUCGCCAUAUGCUGCCUCACAGAGUCCAAAUACUCCCCAAGGUCAAGAUACCCAGUCCAAAACCUCAACAAGUCAAACGCAAGACUCAACAUCACCUCAGAAACCCGCAACUCAGACACAAGACUCGACAUCACCUCAGAACCCCGCAACCCAGACACAAGACUCAACAUCACCCCAGAACCCCGCAACCCAGACACAAGACUCAACAUCACCCCAGAACCCCGCAACCCAGACACAAGACGCAACAUCACCUCAGAACCCCGCAACCCAGACACAAGACUCAACAUCAUCUCAGAACCCCGCAACCCAGACACAAGACUCAACAACACCCCAGAGCCCCGCAACCCAGACACAAGACUCGACAUCACCUCAGAACCCCGCAACCCAGACCCAAGACUCAACAUCACCUCAGAACACUGCAUCACAGACCUCAACACAAUCGACCGCCGAUACAAGCUCAACACAGACUCAAGCUCAAGCUCCUCAAAAUCAAGAUCCAUCCACCGCCCCAAACCAGCCUCAAGCCUCUCAAAGCUCAACCCAAUCCCAGAGCGAAACUCAGCUAUCUUCACAAGCUACCCAAGGUGGCCAGUCAAAUGAUUACAACCAAAAUAAAGGAAACAACGAGUAUGUCAACCCACCAAAACCCUACAACGAAGCUCAGAGCAAUCCACAAUCAGCUUCUUCAUCUGAUAAUUCGCAAUACAAAGUAGAUAAGGUGAUAUCUAAAACGGCGUCUGACUCUUCUCAGGGAAACCCCUCGUCACCAGUCUACCUCUCGACCUCUGGGACUGCAAACGUAGCGGACAGCAGUAAGCCCGACGACAAGUCGAAAUCGGCUACAGUGAACAAAGAAACCACAGUGAAUGGAAAUCAUGCGACAACUUACUUAGAGUUGCCCAAGAUCAUUCAUAAGCCUGCUAUUGUCAAAUAUCAGGUUCAGAUUGCACCCAAAGUCAAGGGUGUGCCUAUUGAGCAAGAAAUAGCUAUCAUGCCUCCAGAUGGCGGAAAGGGAGAGCGUAAACCGUUGGUACUUUUGAAACAAGUUGUUUCCAAACCAACGGAUGAGAGAAUACAAGUGAUUGUGCCAAAGAGCGAAUCUAGUACGAUCAGUUCACCUAAAGUGGAAGUCAAGGGCGGUCAUCUUGAUCAAGAGGCUUUGAAUGGUCAAGAUCAAGCUAAUGGUCAAAAUCAGGAUAGAGGUCAGGGUCAGCCGCAAGGUCAAUAUCAGGGUCAAGGUCAAGAGCAGUCCCAAAGUCAAGAUCAGACACAAAGUCAAGAUCAAUCUCAAGACUCGGCCUGUGGAGAUUUGUCCAUGUGCGAAAAUUAUAAUCCAAAUAUGUGUAAUCAAGUGUGGAUGAAACGGCAUUGCAAGAAACUAUGCGGACUGUGUACUCCUCCAGAAGAUGAAAUAUCUCUUUCAAGCGCUCCAAGCGAAGAGACGUCUGGCCCAAAACAUUGCGAGUACAGUGGAGUGAUUCAUCAGAGCGGUGAGACGUGGUCACCAGGACCAUGCGUACCUAAAUGUCACUGUAAUAAUGGUAUUAUCAAAUGCUCAAAACUGGAAUGCCCGGAUUUGAACUGCGAUAAACCGAUAAAACGCCGUUGGAAAUGCUGUCCUGAGUGUCUUCCCAACUCAGAUAAUGAAACUAGAUGUGGUGUGGACACAACUGGCGGCAAUGCGGAAAACUUGUGCUGUGUCUUUCCGUUUAACUAUCGUGGAAUUGAUUACUUUACUUGUACAACUGCUGACGCACAAGAACCGUGGUGUUCAAUAACAAGAAACUAUGACCGUGAUGGGUUAUGGGGGAAUUGUGUUGCAAAAUCAGAAACUGAAAAGAAACACGUGAAGCAGGCUGAUUCUGAUGAGAAAACUGCUCUGGUCCUAGCAGCACAACUCUCUGGUGCUCGAAAAUGGCGCAACUCUACAAACAACCAAGCAACCGAAGCUCUCAAAGACGUUCACACACCCUUUGUCCCAGAAAGAUCUAGAUCAACUAAAAGCAAGUGAUUCUCCCUCCGCUUAUUCUGACAAUGCAUACAAGAAUACCUCUGGGGCUGAUGUCAAUAGUGUUUAUCAAAAUGAUCCCUCUGCACAAG